Messenger RNA from Microtus ochrogaster (prairie vole), 3179 nucleotides. It is a transcript of the gene Chrnb1, whose product is annotated as cholinergic receptor nicotinic beta 1 subunit. Lineage: Eukaryota; Metazoa; Chordata; Mammalia; Rodentia; Cricetidae. Gene Ontology annotation, molecular function: acetylcholine-gated monoatomic cation-selective channel activity; transmembrane signaling receptor activity. The record is from RefSeq and is a predicted model, not a curated record. Gene Ontology annotation, biological process: monoatomic ion transmembrane transport. Gene Ontology annotation, cellular component: postsynaptic membrane.
GGCCAUGACCUUUGGGGCUCUGCUGCUGCUUCUGGGGGUGCUCGGGGCACCCCUCGCCCCAGGCGCCCUCGGCUCGGAAGCCGAAGGCCGACUGCUUGAGAAACUUUUCUCGGACUAUGAUAACUCGGUGCGGCCGGCGCGGGAGGUGGGAGACCGCGUCGGGGUCAGCAUCGGCCUCACCCUGGCGCAGCUCAUCAGCCUGAACGAGAAGGAUGAAGAAAUGAGCACAAAGGUGUACUUAGACCUGGAGUGGACAGACUACAGGUUAAGCUGGGAUCCUGCAGAACAUGAUGGCAUCGACUCUCUUGGCAUCACCGCUGAAUCCGUGUGGCUCCCUGAUGUGGUGCUAAUGAACAACAAUGACGGAAAUUUUGACAUUGCUCUGGACAUUAACGUCGUGGUAUCCUCCGAGGGCUCUGUGCGCUGGCAACCCCCUGGCUUGUAUCGCAGCAGCUGCAGCAUCCAGGUCACCUACUUCCCCUUUGACUGGCAGAAUUGCACCAUGGUGUUUAGUUCCUACAGCUAUGACAGCUCUGAGGUCAGCCUGAAGACAGGCCUGGGUCCUGACGGGCAGGAGAGGCAGGAAAUCUACAUUCAUGAAGGGACCUUCAUUGAGAAUGGCCAAUGGGAGAUUAUCCACAAACCUUCUAGGUUAAUCCAACUUCCAGGGGAUCCUAGAGGAGGGAAGGAAGGACAUCGCGAGGAAGUUAUCUUCUAUCUCAUUAUUCGGCGGAAGCCCCUCUUCUACCUGGUCAACGUCAUUGCCCCGUGUGUCCUCAUCACUCUCCUGGCCAUCUUUGUCUUCUACCUCCCGCCAGAUGCAGGAGAGAAGAUGGGGCUUUCCAUCUUUGCCCUGCUGACCCUUACUGUAUUCCUGCUGCUGCUGGCAGACAAAGUGCCCGAGACCUCCCUGGCAGUCCCCAUCAUUAUCAAGUAUCUCAUGUUUACCAUGAUCCUCGUUACUUUCUCAGUCAUCCUUAGCGUUGUGGUCCUCAACUUGCACCAUCGCUCACCCCACACCCACCAAAUGCCCUUUUGGGUCCGCCAGAUCUUCAUUCACAAGCUCCCGUCAUAUCUGGGUCUGAAAAGGCCCAAACCCGAAAGAGACCAACUGCCCGAACCACACCACUCUUUUCCUCCAAGAAGUGGCUGGGACCGAGGAACUGAUGAAUAUUUCAUCCGGAAGCCUCCAAGUGAUUUUCUUUUCCCGAAAUUUAACAGGUUUCAGCCUGAAUUAUCUGCCCCGGACCUGCGACGAUUUAUCGAUGGCCCAACCCGUACUGUAGGUCUGCCUCAGGAGCUACGCGAGGUCAUUUCUUCAAUCAGCUACAUAGCCCGACAGCUGCAGGAACAGGAGGACCACGAUGCACUGAAGGAGGACUGGCAGUUUGUGGCUAUGGUUGUGGAUCGUCUUUUCCUCUGGACAUUCAUCGUCUUCACAAGCGUCGGGACCCUGGUCAUUUUCUUAGAUGCCACGUACCAUUUGCCCCCUCCUGAACCUUUUCCUUGAAGACCCGAGGAACUUGUUUACCAAGAGUGGCAGGAGAUCUGAAGAUGCAACCGCUCCUGCAAGAAUCUAGUUUCUGGGAAGGCGCUGAAGUGGGGCUAUGGCUAGGAGGCAGGUGCCUUGGACCCACUUGAAAUGCCAUUAUUUAGGAUUUCGUCUGCUGGGUUUUUUGUUUUUGUUAUUUUUGAGACAGAGUCUCACUCUGUGGUCCAGGCUAGCCAGGAACUAUGUAUCCCAGGCUGGCCUCAAACUCCCAGCAAUGUUACUUCCUUAACCUACCAAGUGUUGGGACUCCAGGCCUGGUGAGCCAGCACACAUGGGUUUGGAUUCUUGAAGCUACACUGAAUUGUAGCUUGGAUCUCUAAUGAAAUAGAAUUACAAGUCAUAAGUAAUAGAUUGUAAGCCUUUUGAGGACAGGAAAUGUGUUGGCUACUCUGAUGUCCCUAGCAAUGUACACAGGUUCUAGCCUAUGAGUGCUUAACAUUCAUUUCAUGAAGAUAGGGGGGAAAUUCUGAAAUAUAUAAAAAUACUGCCUACAAUAGAAUGUUGUGAUUAAUCAUUUUUGUCUUUUUAACUUUCUAUAAUUUAUAUAUUUUUGUAACAUUUGCCACCUUUAGAUUGAAAAGUUAUUUCUUAAAGGUCUGCAUUUGCAAUGAGGAAACAUUAAAAUCAAAACAAAACAAAAUCUUUAAAGAUCUAGGAGUGACUGGGAGGUGGUGGCACACACCUUUAAUCCCAGCACUUGGGAGGCAGAAGCAGGCAGAUCUCAGAGUCUGAGGCCAGCCUAGUCCACAGUGCAAGUUCCAGACCGGCCAAGGCUACAUAGGGAAACUUGUUUUGAAAACAAAACAAAACAAAAAGAAGAUCCAAGAGUGGUAGUGAAUGCUUGUUAUACCAGAACUUGGAAGUCAGAGGCAAGGGGAUUCAAGGCCAAAGUCUGCUACAUAGUGAAUUUAAGACCAGUCUAAAUUGAGAGAAUGAGAAGAGGGAGGGAGGGAAGGAGGGAGAGAGAGAGGGAGAGAGGUCUCAUUUUCUCAUUUAUUCAAGUCAGGCAUAGUGACUCAUACUUAGAAUCCCAGUAUUGGAAGGCUGAGGCAGGAUUGCUGUGGGUUUCACCCCGGUUAGGCUACAGAACAAGAGCCUGUCUCACACAAACAACCUUAUUCAAGUUCUAAUUUUGGCACACAUACCACUAAACCACUCAGAAUGUUUCUAUAUCUGUAAAAUGAAGCAGAAAGUAGUAUAUGCCCAUAGGGAAUUCAUAUGUCACAGCUUUGAAAUGGUGUUUUAUUUUGUAUUUUUUUUUUUGCCUGUGUUCUUGAGCUUACAAUAUUUAUUGUUUUUUUUUUUUUGGAAUAGUUGAAAUUGAAUCUAAGUCCUUGCAAACAAUAGGUAACUACUUACCAACCCUUAUUUUUCCUUCAUUUUUGAGCUCAUGGUUUUGAUAUUGUUGAGACAACUUUGAACUCUUGAUACUUUUGCCUCUUUUAAGUACUGGGAUCAUGGGCAUAAUCCACCAAGCCUGCUUUGUUUUUAGAAACUGGGUCUUAGUAAGUUGUACAGUCUGGCCGCCAGCUUACUAUACAGCCUCUAAUGUUCCAUCUUCUUGCAUUUGGAGUAGAUUAGAGGUAUGCAUCACCAUGCCCUACUGGCAGUUUUGUUUUGGUUGUUU